Candoia aspera is the source of this 5002-nucleotide messenger RNA. It is a transcript of the gene SALL1, whose product is annotated as spalt like transcription factor 1. Gene Ontology annotation, biological process: regulation of transcription by RNA polymerase II. NCBI's taxonomy places the organism in Eukaryota, Metazoa, Chordata, Lepidosauria, Squamata, Candoiidae. The coding region runs from base 85 to 4023 and encodes 1312 amino acids. Gene Ontology annotation, molecular function: RNA polymerase II cis-regulatory region sequence-specific DNA binding; DNA-binding transcription factor activity, RNA polymerase II-specific. The transcript is spliced from 3 exons. The record is from RefSeq and is a predicted model, not a curated record. Gene Ontology annotation, cellular component: nucleus.
GGGGGGCAGGCUCGAUUUCCGUAAUUUUGAGAAGAUUUUUUUUUCGUAAUUUUUUAUUCUGCCCCAGCUGAUGUUUGAGCCAGCAUGUCGCGGAGGAAACAGGCGAAGCCGCAGCAUUUCCAGUCCGACCCCGAGCUGGCCUCGAGAGCUCAACGCAAUGGAGACACACAGAAGGGUCAACCAAAUCGAACCACCAAGACAAAGGAUGCCCACGUCUGUGGUAGAUGUUGUGCAGAGUUCUUUGAACUAUCAGAUCUGCUCCAACACAAGAAGACCUGUACUAAAAACCAACUGGUUUUAAUUGUGAAUGAAAACCCUGUUUCUCCUUCUGAAGCCUUCCCCCCUAGCUCCCCCAGCGAUCAUCCUGAUGAACAGAAGAACAACAUAGUUAAUAACGUGGAUCAAGUAGAAUGCAGCAAACUUUCUGAGCAAAACAACAAACUUGACAAGGAAGAAACCAUGGACAUAGAGCCUUCCAGCAUUAGCAAAAGCACUAGCAGUACUUCCCAGAAGGUCAACCAUAGUAUUGCAAACAGUAACUGCUCCGCAAAGGGUACCUCAGCUCUUACAACCUCUCUACCUCAACUGGGGGAUCUGACAAUGCUGGGCAAUUUCUCAAUGAUCAACAGCAACGUCAUCAUUGAGAACCUUCAGAGCACGAAAGUAGCAGUGGCGCAGUUCUCCCAGGAAGCCCGUUGCAACGGCACCUCAACAAGCAAGCUGGCCGUCCCUGCCCUCAUGGAGCAACUGUUGGCUUUGCAACAGCAACAGAUCCAUCAGUUGCAACUGAUUGAACAAAUUCGUCACCAAAUAUUAUUGCUGGCUUCCCAGAACGCAGACCAGCCAACGUCUCCUAACCCGUCUCCAAGUACAUUACGAACAUCUGCCAACCCCUUGUCGACGUUAAGUUCCCAUUUAUCCCAGCAGCUGGCUGCAGCGGCUGGAUUGGCACAAAGCCUCGCUAGCCAGUCUGCCAGCAUUGGUGGUAUGAAACAUCUACCCCCUCUACAGCUACCUCAGAGCAACCCUGGCAACACUACGAUUCCAUCCAGUAGCGGCUUAUCUCCAAAUAUUAGCCUAGUUACCGCUGCAAUUACGACAUCAUCUUCCGACAAAGUGACUACAAAUGCUGGUGGCCCACAGCUUGGCAAUCCACCAGUGACCGUGUCGUCAUUGCCAGCUUUUGCAAUAAGCAGUUUAUUAAGCCCUGUAUCGAAUCCUCUUCUACCUCAACCCACUCCUAGCAACUCUGUGUUCUCCAAUCCUUUAUCCAAUCUUGGAACACCCGCAGAGGACUUAAACUCGUUGUCUGCUUUGGCCCAGCAGAGAAAAAACAAGCCACCCAAUCUAGCCACUUUUGAAACGAAAAGUAAUUCCGACGAAGCAUUCUUUAAGCAUAAGUGCAGGUUCUGUGCAAAAGUGUUUGGGAGCGACAGUGCCUUGCAGAUCCAUUUGCGUUCUCAUACUGGGGAGAGGCCAUUCAAAUGCAACAUCUGUGGAAACCGGUUUUCCACCAAGGGGAAUUUAAAAGUCCACUUCCAACGACAUAAGGAAAAAUACCCUCACAUUCAGAUGAACCCAUACCCAGUGCCAGAGCAUUUAGACAACAUUCCCACAAGUACAGGUAUCCCGUAUGGAAUGUCCAUACCACCAGAGAAACCAGUAACCAGCUGGUUGGACAACAAGCCGGUGUUAUCAACUUUGACCACAUCUGUUGGCCUGCCACUUCCACCCACAAUUCCAAGCUUGGCUCCUUUUAUCAAAACAGAGGAGCCUCAGCCUGUUCCUAUUAGUCAACCUUCAUCUAGUCCCCCAAGUUCUGUCAAAAGUGACUCUGGCUCCAUUGAUCCUGCUGGGAAAAAUUCCAGUGGGCAUCUGGCAGAAGGGGAAAUGGGUGCUUUGCUGUCCUCCAGUGACAAGCCAGAAGAAAGCACGUCAAUGCCCGGUGCCUCUACUAAUGUUAACCAUCCUGUAACCUCCCCAGCAGCAGAUUCAGAUUCCAGCAACAUGAUUGCUUUUACCAAUCCACUGAUGCCUCUUAUGUCAGACCAAUUUAAGGCCAAGUUUCCAUUUGGAGGACUGCUGGAUGCAACACCAGCCUCUGAGACCUCAAAACUGCAACAGCUUGUAGAAAACAUUGACAAAAAGGCAAGCGAUCCAAACGAGUGUCUCAUUUGCCAUCGAGUGCUCAGUUGCCAGAGCGCUCUGAAAAUGCACUACCGCACGCAUACUGGUGAAAGGCCGUUUAAGUGCAAGAUCUGUGGCCGCGCCUUCACUACAAAAGGCAAUCUAAAGACCCAUUAUAGUGUUCACCGUGCCAUGCCACCAUUAAGAGUGCAACAUUCCUGCCCCAUCUGCCAGAAGAAGUUCACCAAUGCAGUUGUGCUACAACAGCAUAUCAGGAUGCACAUGGGAGGCCAGAUCCCUAAUACACCUGUGACUGAGAACUAUCCUGAGUCAAUGGAAUCUGAUACAGGCUCUUUUGAUGAGAAGAACUUUGAUGAUCUGGAUAACUUCUCUGAUGAGAACAUGGAAGACUGUCCUGAUAGUAGUGUACCAGAUACACCUAAAUCUGCAGAUGCAUCCCAAGAUAGUUUAUCUUCUUCCCCAUUGCCACCAGAAAUAUCAAGUAUUGCUGCUUUAGAAAAUCAGAUGAAGAUGAUCAAUGCAGGGCUAGCUGAGCAGCUCCAAGCGAGUUUAAAAUCUGUGGAAAAUGGAUCAGUGGAAGGGGACGUUAUGACGAAUGAUUCUUCAUCUGUUGGCGGUGAUAUGGAAAGUCAAAGUGCUGGAAGUCCUGCCAUUUCAGAGUCUACCUCUUCCAUGCAGGCCUUGUCCCCAUCAAACAGCACAACUGAUUUCUACAAAUCACCGGGCAUUGAAGACAAACCACUAAGGACUUUAUCGAAUGACUUUGCCAAUGGUUGGCCCAUAGCCCUUGCUGAUGGCGGUGCUUUGGACUUGACAUCAGGCAAUCCAGAAAAAAUGAUGAAGGAAGAGUCGCUGAGCAUGCUGUUUCCUUUCCGUGACAGAGGCAAACUUAAAAACACGGCGUGUGACAUUUGUGGCAAAACGUUUGCUUGUCAGAGUGCCUUGGAUAUUCAUUACAGAAGUCAUACCAAAGAGAGACCAUUUAUUUGCACAGUCUGCAAUCGUGGCUUUUCCACAAAGGGUAAUUUGAAGCAGCAUAUGUUGACACAUCAGAUGCGAGAUCUACCAUCACAGCUCUUUGAACCCAAUUCCAACCUCGGCCCCACUCAGAACUCUUCAUCCGCAAUACCUGCAAAUUCUCUCGCAUCCCUUAUAAAGACCGAGGUCAAUGGUUUUGUACAUGGCUCUCCUCAGGACAACAAAGAGACACUGCCCGGCUUGCUUCCUCCCGGACCCCUGCCUCCUUCAGCUACAUCACCGGUCUUACUUCCGGCCCUGCCCCGGAGGACGCCCAAACAGCACUACUGCAACACCUGUGGAAAAACGUUUUCAUCCUCCAGUGCUUUGCAGAUCCAUGAAAGGACCCACACGGGAGAGAAGCCUUUCGCCUGCACAAUUUGUGGAAGAGCUUUCACAACAAAGGGCAACCUUAAGGUGCAUAUGGGAACUCACAUGUGGAACAGCACCCCUGCCAGGCGAGGCAGACGGCUCUCAGUGGACGGCCCCAUGACUUUCCUUGGAAGCAAUCCAGUCAAAUUUCCAGACAUGUUUCCAAAAGAUUUGGCCAUGAGGUCAGGAAAUGGUGACCCUUCUACCUUCUGGAAUCAAUACGCUGCUGCCCUCUCCAAUGGUUUGGCAAUGAAGACCAAUGAGAUUUCAGUGAUUCAGAAUGGUGGCAUCCCGCCCGUUCCUGGAAGCCUGGGCAACGGCAGCAGCUCCCCCAUUAGUGGUUUGACAGGCAGCCUGGAGAAGCUCCAGGAUUCGGAACCUAACGCGCCUCUAGCUGGUCUGGAGAAGAUGGCAGGCAGUGAAAACGGGACCAGCUUCCGGUUAACCCGCUUUGUGGAGGACAGCAAAGAGAUUGUAACAAGUUAGGACACAGGUUACGAAUACUUGUGCAGUUCUUGCAACUGAAAGUGGGCGGGGGGGUUGUGUCGGGCUUUUUGUUUGUUUGUUUGUUUGUUUUUGGCAAAUCAACAAAACAGAAACAUUAAAAAGACAUCCUUUUGUACCUGUUCGACAUCUAGAGUUCUAAAACAGCUUAUUUAUUAGUGAUAUAACUUUUUGGUUUGCUGGCUUUGCAGGGAAAUGCAAGCAUUAACUUUGGUCUUCUGUAAGUUGAACUAAAUACUAAUUGACUAGAGUGCUGUAACAUUUAUAGCAACGCAAGUCUGUUUGGCUGGACGGUCUCGUUCUGGCAUUUUAACUUAUUUUCUCCUUCCAGUUUAACACAAACCUUUUGGUGGUCAUGCAGUGCCUCCAGAAAACAUCUCUUCCACACUCACUCACUCUCUCGCACGUGUAACAAACGUAUGUAUAUGUGUGUACUUCGAUCCCAAUGGAAAUUUUUAUUGGCAAAUAUAUUGUUUAAUUCCACAACCAGAUUUGCGCCGAGGAUUGAAAAUGGACCGGAUAAAAAUUGAAUUAUUAUGCAUCCUUCACCACAGGCUCUGGUUUUCGUUGGUUUUGUUGAAAAUUUUCACUCUACAAUGAUUAAAUUGGCUAUUAUUAAUUAUUAUUAUUAUUAUUAUUAUUAUUAUUAUUAUUAUUAUUAGGUAGAUUUAUUUUGUCCCCUUUCAGAACUGUCCUUUUUGUAUUGUGCUUUUUACUGGAGUCGUCUUAGAUGUUAAUGCGUUUCUGUACAGUAAAUAAGCACGGAGAUUAUUAGAGAAAAUCCAGAAGUGUUGUUUUGCUAGUUUGGAACCCUUUGCCUUGUAGGUAUAUUAUUAAAAGAGAAAAGUGCUGGACUUUGUGCUGCUAAGAUAUCUCAAACCACCUUCCAUGGACAAAAUUAGAUAUUCUUGUACAUAUGAUGAGAAAUAUCAAGUUCAUUAAAAUGUACAUAUGUUCUCAA